UCCGCUCUUUCAUCGACGAUGUUAUCGUAUUCUCAAAGGACAUGAAGUCGCAUCUAGUAUCACUCAAUUUACUGUUCCAGCGACUGAAGGAGUAUGGUUUCCACGUCAAAGCUGAGAAGUGCCAUCUCUUUCAAACACAACUUGCCUAUUUGGGACACAUCGUAGAUAAAGAAGGCAUUCGUCCUAAUCCCGAGAAGUUGAAGAGCAUUGCUGAACUUCCUGCCCCGACAAACGUUCCCGAAUUACGGUCAUACCUAGGAGCGGUCAACUUCUAUGCAAGAUUCGUUCGCAACAUGCACGAGUUACGUCAUCCAAUGGACCAGCUGCUGAAGAAGGAAACAAAGUGGCAAUGGACUCCAGAGUGUCAACGCGCUUUUAAUCAAUUCAAGACAGCACUUCAGUCAAAUUUGCUGCUAACUCACUACGAUCCUAAGCUACCCAUCAUCGUAGCAGCAGACGCAUCAAAUACUGGAAUCGGUGCAGUAAUUUUUCAUCAGUUUUCCGAUGGAAAAAUAAAGCCCGUUCAACAUGCUUCAAGAACGCUCGCCCCCGCAGAGAGGAACUAUGGGCAACCUGAAAAAGAAGCACUCGCGUUAGUCUAUGCAGUAACAAAGUUCCACAAGUUUUUGCUAGGACGUCAUUUCACAUUGCUGACUGACCACAAGCCGCUACUGUCUAUUUUCGGUUCCAAGAAAGGCAUACCAAUGCACACGGCAAACAGACUGCAACGUUGGGCACUUACGAUGCUAAAUUACGAUUUUGAGAUUCAACAUGUAUCCACGAGCGAUUUUGGUUGCGCAGAUAUCUUGUCCAGGCUGAUUAACCGAACCAACCAACCAGAAGAAGAAUAUGUCAUCGCAGCACUCACUCUAGAGGAAGACUUAUCCAGUAUUCUUUCCGAUGCUACAGAAAAGGUUCCGGUUUCAUUUGCAGCAUUGCAGAAAGCAACAUCAACAAAUGUCACACUUCAAACUGUUAUCAAGCACAUUCGUGACGGAUGGCCUUCCUGCUCCAAGAAUCUUUCCACUGCUGCUCAACCAUAUUACAACAGACGAGAAUCGCUCAGCCUAGUUGACGGUUGUGUAAUGUUUGGCGACAGAGUCAUAGUUCCUGAGAUGUUCCGACGAAGGAUUCUGCAACAGUUUCAUCGAGGUCAUUCCGGAAUGGUACGCAUGAAGGCAAUAGCUAGAAGCUUUGUUUUUUGGCCCGGUAUCGACAAUGACAUUGAAGACUUCGUCAAACACUGCACGCCAUGUUUAUUAGCAGCCAAGACUCCUACAAAGACGACAUUAGAGUCGUGGCCGAUUCCUGCCAAACCCUGGUCCAGAAUACAUAUCGAUUACGCAGGUCCCGUAGAUGGUGUCUAUUUUCUAAUAAUAGUAGAUCCCUUCUCUAAGUGGCCUGAAAUACAUCCAACAAAAUCCACGACAACAAAAACCACCAUCAAACUACUGAUUCAAACUUUUGCAACAUUCGGCAAUCCAGAAGUAAUAGUGUCCGACAAUGGAACUCAAUUUUCCAGCCACGAAUUUCAAGAUUUUUGUACAGCUCAAGGAAUACGUCAUAUUCGUAUCGCUCCGUACCAUCCGCAAUCCAACGGUUUAGCCGAAAGAUUCGUGGAUACUUUGAAGAGAAGCCUUCGAAAAAUGCGCACGGGAGGAGAAUCACUCGAAGAAGCACUGUACACCUUCUUGAAUGUUUACCGCUCUACUCCAACCAGUGACUUGAACGGCAAAGCUCCCGCUGAAUUGAUGUUCGGCAGACCAAUACGUACCGUAUCGUCAUUGCUCAAACCGACUGAACGUUCCACUGACUCCACAUUCAGAAACAGAAAGAAUCAGAACAACUCAUUCAACAAAAAGCACGGCGCAGUCAAAAGGGCAUUUCAGCACGGAGAUACCGUCUACGUAAAGGUACAUCGAGCGAAUUCAUGGCAGUGGCAACCAGCAACUGUGAUCGAGAAAAUCGGAACCGUGAACUACAAUGUCUUCCUGGAGGAUCAACAUCGCCUGAUACGGUCACAUGCAAACCAACUCAACGCUCGAGUUCCUGAACCUAGUACAGUAGGUAACCCAACACCGCUUUCAGUAUUUUUCGAUGGUUUCGGAUUAACGGCUCCAAAAGCUCUCAAUGUUCCUGUUGACAACCCAGACCCCCAGUUGUUAGAAGAACCCGUGUUGGAUGAGUCCAAUGAAGCUAGCCUGACAAAUGAUUCUUCAGAAGAUGAAGUUGUGGGAAAUGAAGAAUCCGUACCUGUACAAUCAUCAACACCAAUCCUAGAGAGAGGUCGACGAAUGAUUCAACUUCCAGCCCGGUUCAAGCCCUACUGGAUGAUGAAACCUUGAAGGGGGAAAUGUUGGAUCAUAGCAACCAACGAUCAUAUAACAGCUGACAUGAAUCUCAUUUUAUUCAUUCAUUCUUUGAUUGACUUCCAAUAAAGUAACAGCUAGAAGUAUUCAAUCCGAAGUUUCAUUCCGGGAGUUUCCGGA
Molecule: messenger RNA, 2489 nt
Organism: Malaya genurostris
Lineage: Eukaryota; Metazoa; Arthropoda; Insecta; Diptera; Culicidae
Exons: 1
Coding region: 42-2345 (767 amino acids)
Biological process (GO): DNA integration
Molecular function (GO): nucleic acid binding
Source: RefSeq, a predicted model, not a curated record